AUGCGCCGCCUCCUCCUCGCGACCCUCGCCCUGGCCUCCGCCGUCCCCACGGCACACGCCUCCAACGAGUGGCUCGAGCCCGGGACGGCCGUGCUCGUCACGGUGUCCCACGGCUUCGAGGACAUGUUUCGCAACUGGUGGUACUGGUACGCGAAGCUCGACUUGAACAUGGAGGUGCUCCUGCUCGCGGAGGACGAGCCGACGCGGAGCGCCUUCGCCGCGUCGCGUAACUGGACCGUGAUCACGACGACGAUGGGCGCGCUGCCGACGCAGGACCACACGUACGAGACGCCGAACUACAAGAAGCUCGUCUCGCGGCGGCCGCACAACAUCCUGCGCGGCCUCGACAAGUACCCGCGCCUCAUCUACACCGACGUCGACACCGUCUGGCUGUCCGACCCGCGGCCCCACUUCGCCGCGGGCGCCUACGACUUCUGGGGCCAGCUCGACGACGGCACGCCUCAGUCGCCCUACUACUGCACGGGGUUCCUCGCGUUCAAGAACACGGCGCCGACGCGCGCGCUGCUCUCGAAGUGGGCCGUCGCCCUCGACGCGAAGCCGAACCUCAACCAGCCCCUCUUCAACGACCUGCUCAAGCGCGAGCCCGCGAAGCACUGCCCCCUAUCGAAGGCCUUGUUCCCCUCGGGGAACCUCUACUUCGACGGGAAGAAGCGCGACGGCGUCGUCGUCGUCCACAACAACUUUGUCGUGGGCAAGGCCAAGAAGAUCGCGCGCUUCAAGCAGGUCGGCUUCUGGGCCGUCUUCGCCGGGACCACCGGCGUCGAGUCUCUCACGGCCGGGGCCGUGGGCGAGAAGAGUUCGGACGCAGCCCCGGAGGCGUCGGCGCCGCUCUUCGCGGCGGCGGGCCCCGGCGACGCCGAGGCGCCGGAGACCGUCGCGCUCUUCGUCGGCGGCGCCGUGCGGGGCGCGUGCCCCCUGGCCGCGGCUCGCGCGCUCGCGGCGGCGGACGCGGCCAAGGCGGCGCGCGACGCCUUCGCGCCGCCGGCCGCGGGCGAGCUCCCCGCGGCCGCGGUCCCCCCGCCGCCGAGCGCCGGGCGCGUCCUGCGCGCGACGGGCGCCGCGGGCGCCGACGACGUCUUCGACGCGUCGACGGAGUCCGAGGGCUCGUCCGCGGGCGACGAGGGCAGCGACGCCGAAGACCCCGUCGUCUUCGCGGGCCAGGUCUUCUCGCGCAAGUUCCGCGACGACGCCGGCGGCUCGGACGUCUACGAGGGCGUCGUCGUCGACCGCGCCACGUACGCCGCCGACGGCUACGAGGAGGUGCUGUCCACGCGGCGCCUCGCGGCCCUCGUCGCCCGGCCGCCCGUCGCGGCGUCGCGGCCGCGGCGGCCGCCGUCGGACGGCGCCAGGGGCGUCAUCCUCUCGUUCGGCGAGGGCGGCUGGUUCUCCGCUGUGUUCUCCGUGCGCCACGACGGCGCGGCGGCGAACGCGACCAAGGCCUACCGGCGCCACCAGCUCGAGGCGACGGCGCCCGGCGGUUUGCUCGAGCCCGGCGCGCGCGUCCGCGUCGUGAGCCGGUCCGCGUCCGUCAAGGGCCACUUCUCGGCCAAAAAACGCGCGGCGCCGCGGCGCGACGCCGUGGGCGUCGUCGUCGCCGUCGACGACGACGGCCACUUCCUCGUGGCCAACGGCGCGGGCGGUCUCCUCGGCGACGGCGAGGGCUACUACCACGAGGACAGCCUCGAGUUCGCCGACGGCUUCGACGACGGCGACGAGCUCUACGUCGGCGCGACGGUCCGCGUGCUCGGCCCCGCCGUCGCGCUCGUCGACGAGUACGCGCCGCGGCCGAAGAAGAAGGUCCGCGCGGCGCCCAAGUACCGGCCGCCGCCCGGCGAGUACCUCGGCCACUACGCGGCGCCCGCGCCCGGCGGCGCGCGGCCGCCGCCGCGGGCGCCCGCGCCGCGGCGGCCCAAGCUCGUCGUGCCCUGCCAGCUCUGCCACGACUCCCAGAUCCCGGCGAACGUGACCUUCGCCCACUGCGACCACGCCGUCCACGAGACCUGCCUCGCGACCGUCGGCGCGAUCACGUGGGACGACCGCGGCCGGUCCGUCGCCGCCAAGUGCCCCGUCUGCCACGCGGCCGAGUUCGCCGUCGACGUCGACCAGCCCAUGCACUACGCGCUCCGGCCCCAGGCCGCCGCCGCGCCCGUGGGCCUCGGCAAGACGAAGCACCGCCGCAACCACCACGCGCAGAGCAAGGUGCCCCAGGACGCGAACGGCUUCUACCCGUGCCUCCGCAAGUGCGGCCGCGUCUUCGGCCACGCGCCCGCCGCCAUCGCCCACACCAAGACCUGCAAGUACGAGGGCGCGCCCCUCGUCGCCGCGGACUGCCCGCCGCGCCGCCAGAGCCAGCGCGCGCGCGCGCCGUCGCCGCCGCACCCGCCGCCGCCGGCCGCCGCGGCGACGCCGCCCUACAACCCGCGCGUCCGCGUGCCCCGGCCGCCGUCCAUGCGCGUGUCGCCGCGCGCGGACCCGCCGCCCCUCGGGCCCGCGGCCGCGGAGGUUCCGGCGCCGGCCGCGGCCCUCGCGCCGCUCGGCCCCGCGCCGUCGACGCCCGCGCCGGCGGACGACUCCGACUCGGACGACGACAUGCUGAUCAUCGCCGCGAGCGCCUGA
Aureococcus anophagefferens is the source of this 2637-nucleotide messenger RNA. RefSeq lists its product as hypothetical. The coding region runs from base 1 to 2637 and encodes 878 amino acids. The transcript is spliced from 5 exons. Lineage: Eukaryota; Pelagophyceae; Pelagomonadales; Pelagomonadaceae. Gene Ontology annotation, molecular function: glycosyltransferase activity. The record is from RefSeq and is a predicted model, not a curated record. Gene Ontology annotation, cellular component: Golgi apparatus.